CAAACUCCUGGAGAUCCACCUGCCUCUGGUAUCCAAAUGCUAGGAUUAAAGAUGUGCAUCACCACGCCCAGCAAAUAAAUGUAAUUUUUAAAGGUUUAAAAAGAGCCAGCUGGUGAUGGUGUGUACCUUUAGUCCCAGCACUUUGGAGGCAGAGGCAGGCAGAUCUGUUUCAAGGCCAGCCUGGUUACAGAGUAAGUUCCAGACAGGCUCCAAGGAUACACAGAGAAACCCUGUCUCAAACAAACAAACAAGCAAACAACAAACAAAAAGCUUAAAAAGGAAAACACAAGGUAAACAAUCUGAAGAACGACAGCACACACAUACACACAUACACAAAUCUGGGUUUAGCUGUUCUCAGGGGACAUCCCCAGCGAAACAUGAAGGUUAGAAGGAGGCUGAGGCCCCAGGACCACCAGGGACAAGGCAGAACCCCAACAAGGACCUGGUGGCAGAGAGGACCAGUCAGUCAGGUUUGAGGCAGAGGGAGGGCAGCCACAGCUGAGGGGGCUGUGCCGUGCAGCCUGCUGUCAGCCUGCAAGCUGCGUUAGUCACCUCUGGAUGUAGCUGGGAUGACACAGCUUCCUGAGAUUGCAAAUGCAAGGUGACCAGACGUCCUCUAGGCCAGGCAGACAGUUGUGGCUUAUGGGAGGGCGGCCAGCCAGAGCUGGGCACAGUAAGAUCUGAGUGGUCUGUAGUAGGAGGAGGCUCAUUCGACCGGCUGCGGUGCCAUUCAUCAGAAUGUGCCCACUACGUGCAUGUGCCCACUGCGUGCAUGUCCCCACUGCGUGCCGGUGAUGUGUCAGACCCAUGUCCCCUUAGGGUCCUGGAAAGGGGACUUGGCUCUGGAUAUUUGUCAAAGGCUCCCCAACAGAGGUGUCCACAUCCUUAGUGGCUUUAGGUUGUGGCUCGUAACUGUUGAGAGUGCCCUUGCUGUCUGGGGUUUGAACCUGUUUCCUUGGACAGAAUGUGUCACCCAUCUUUAUCCUCAUCCCCCCUGCUCCCUGCUUCCUUCCCUAUUUUGGGAGACCGGGAACCUGAAGAGCACACAUCUUUGUCAGCUGGAGUGGGUUAUAGGAGCCAGGGUCCGGGAGCUGCAGUUGCUAUCCCCCUGUGGAACAGGGGGCAUUAUCCAGAACCCUCAGGUUGGUGUUACAGUUGCAGCAGAGUGAGAUGGGCGGUCCAGGCUCAUUACCUUGAAGAACAUGGAGACCCUUGAGACUGUGGGGCCUUCUUUUCUGAUCCACCAGAGGCCUGGUAGCAAGGUCCCCAUGGCUCCCUGUCUAUUUCUUCUUUGGACCUGGACAUGGUCCUUCUUGCUGUGUGCUAGGACUGCCAGGAUGGCAUGCAGGGAGGGAGGUCCAAGGCUGUACAUGCCCCGAGUAGUGUAGUCAGGGCAGCACAGGGCUGAGGGACAGCCAAGGGGGGUGAAAAGUAAGAUAGGAGAGGUUAUGCCUGGCUCGCUCAUAUCUGAGAAGGACAGUCUACUGGACUACAGGCUGUCUGAACUGCCUGCUGUCCCUGGGUGUACAGGCUGGAUUCUCACGCUCUGCAGUAUGCCUCCUGUUCUUUAUGCAUAGGGCCUUCUGCCUCAGUCCAUCUUGAAAUAGAAGGGCUGGCCACCCUGUCUCCUGCUGGCUGGCUGCGUUUAUCAGAGGAUCUGGGCAGAUCUUCCUGGCCAGAUGUGCCCUGCUUGGACUGGUGACUUAGAACUGCUGCCCAGGACCCCUGUCUUGACUCCCACUGUUAAAUCUCUUGAUGGCCUUUUCAAAUUGCAAAAGGCAACAGGAAUGACGGGAGCAGGUAAGCUGCUUCUCUGGGGGUUCCUAUGGCUCAGCCUGGUGUCCUGUGUAGUUUGACUAUGGCCGAUGAACCUCUAACCCCAGGCUCAGCAAGGCGACCUUGAGGCCCCCUUAGAGUUACAGAAGCCAUUAAGAGUGGUUUGUUUUUUGCUGGGUGGUGGUAGCACGUCUUUAAUCCCGGCUCAGGAGGCAGAGGCAGGCGGAUUUCUGAGUUCAAAGCCAACCUGGUCUACAGAGCAAAUCCCAAUACAGCCAGGGCUACACAAGAAACCCUGUCUCGGAAAAACAAGCUGAUUUGUUUUUGUUUAGAGAAGGGGUCUCCAGUUGCCUCUACCUCCCCAGUGCUGUGAUGACAGUGUGGCCCCUUUAUUUAUUUGUUAUUGAAACAGGAUCUCCCCAUGUAGUUCAGGCUGGCUUUGAAAUUGCGACCAGCCUCUUGCCUCUGAGCUCCAAGUGCUGUGAUGACCUGAGUGAGCCACCACCAUGUGGCUCAGUGUUUUGAUAUCACAUUUGUCUUACAAAUGUCUGUCACAAAUACAGGGCUCUUUGGUGCUGGGGCAAGGCUCUCAGUGGCACUCCAAGUCCUGGGGUUUAUCCCCAGCACCACAGGAGACCUCCAAACAACACAUUCUUCUCAGGACCCCUUUACAUUCCUUUUAUUUUAAGACAGGGUCUCACUAAGUUGUCUCGCGAGGCCUUGAACACACACUGUAGCUCAGGCCAGCCUUCAACUUGUGACCCUCUUACUCAGCCUCCCAGGUGCUGGGAUGACAGACCUGGCUUGACCUUUGAUGGAUAGGUUGGGACUGUACCCAUGUGCUUGGUGUGUUUGAGGCAAGGGCACCGUCCUAGCCACACACUAAGUUGCUGAAGAUCUCUGUCCCCUAGUCUGUUCCCCAUGAUUGGCAGCAGGCAGAAGGGCACACCUCUGACCCAGGGCCAACGUGGGCCUCACCUUUCACCUGGACAGACUUUUAUAUUGAUGGCCAUACAGGAUGAAGUCUGAAUUAUCUUGAUGAGUGUCCAAGUGUCCCUGCUGAACAGGGUUCCAGAGGCAGAAGCCUAGCUGGGGCAGGGUAAGCCGGGGUAAAUGUAGUAGCUCAGUGUGUGCCCCCAGGACUCCUGAAUGGGGGCUUCUCAGCCAGGACCACCUGCCGCCUCUGGUGCCUUUUCUCCCAUCCUCUUUUUCUGAGGAAGUGACCCGAGCAUCGGCAGGGCUUGGCAUUUGUCCGUGGCUUCUUGGCUUCAUGUGUCCUCUUUAAGCCAGCUGAGGACUGAAGAGGGUCCCUUAACCCAGACCCCAGCAGGAGCCCAUGAGGUGGGUGUACAUGGAGAGAUCCAGGGAGGGGCCCUUUCUGCUGACCAGGUGGCCUCCAUCCAGUGGUCAGGCCCCUGCCCUGUGCACAUCCUGGCCACCUGGUGUCACAGCACCAUCAUCACGGGAGUGGAAAGAUUCCUGCCCCAAGCUGAGCCCUGGCCUGCGUAUUUCAGCACCCGUGGAUCUGUGUGGAGUCCCCUUUCUUCCCCAGCACCUUCCUUUUCCGCUGGCAGUGGCCCCUGGGGCCCGUGAGCAUGCGGGUGGGAGGGGUGUCCUUGUGUGGGAAUGUGAGCCGGCUCUGUAAACAGCCUGUGACUCACCACAUAGCUAUGUCACUGACGCUGGGGUUGCAAGUUGGAAGAGAUGCCCAACCCCUCCUCCCUCUUUACGGAAAACUUUCUCAGGGCUCCCGGGGCUCCUAGGCGCCUGGCUCCUGAGAGUUCCUAAUGGAGUGGCAGAAGCCUGUGACUCCCCCAGUGCUACUGUAACCCAGCUGGAGCUGGAGGGGGUCUGGAUAAAGACUUUGCCCGCAUCCCCAUGUGGCCUCUUAUCUCCAUUAGAUCACCCCACUAGCUCUAGUCCCACCUCAGGUCUCAGAUGGGCAGUGUCAGGAUGCAUGCUGGUCUACCUGAACCUCUUCUAGACUGGCUCUGCCCCUGUCCUGCUCUGCCUGUUGCCAUUGCCUCUGAGAGUGACCAGUGAUGUCACCAGGGUGCUGGGUGUCUAUUGACAGAGUCAAUACCUUGUCUCUCACUGAUGGCUUUUUGGCAGUGAGGGUGGUGGGCAAUGGAGACAAGACCCCAUCAGAGGUGGAGUCACAGGGUAGAGAGAUCGGGACUCAGGGCCCCAGGUUUGUGGGGGAGGGGACAGUGGAGGUCACCCACUGUCUUGCUCAUGCCUAUCCUCUACACUCUCCUUUGUGUGAUUUCCCUGACAUCCCUUGUUCUGUGACUAUCUUUGUCAGGGUUUGAAAUACAAGAAGAGGUGGAGGUGCAUCCCACCAAAGGCCGCCCCGUCCCUCUUACCCCUUCCCCAGUUGUCAGGGAAUGAAUGGGUUUGUUUACUGCCUGAGAGCCUCGUGUUGUCUUUCUGCACAGGCUUGACCCACAAGUCCUGAGUGCUUUUGGGCUUCUCCGUUGCCAUGGAGACCAUGGGGGGUUGGCUACAUCCCAAGGUCGCCAUGGCAACUAUCAGAGGGGAAUCAUGCUUGGGAUGCUUUGGCUGGCUUUUUCAUGAAUGAUGAGGGUGUGUGACACAAUGCAGACUGGAGAAUGAGAAGGGCGGGCAAGGGGGCUGGCGGGCUGGCCACAGGCACAGGUUCUGCCAGACAGCUCAGUGGGUCUGCCAGGUGGCUGCAGUCUUCUGUCUGUGUCUCUGGCUGGAUCCUCUGAACAGCUAUCCACCAGUAGCCCCCACCCCACCCAUAGGGGCCUUGGGGGUCACUCUGAGGGGCUGGGGUGGCCUGGGAGGAAUGGUGAUGUCACAGCUGCAGUGUCCUUCACAGCGCGACAAUUUCCUGGUGGUUCCGUCCUGGUGACAGGGCCCGGGUUAUGACGACUAAUCCCAAGCCGAAUAAGGCAUUGAAGGUUAAGAAGGAGGCGGGCGAGAACGCCCCUGUGCUUAGUGACGAUGAGCUGGUGUCCAUGUCGGUGCGGGAGCUGAACCAGCACCUGCGGGGGCUCACCAAGGAGGAGGUGACUCGGCUGAAGCAGCGGCGGCGCACACUCAAGAACCGAGGCUACGCGGCGAGCUGUCGCAUCAAGCGUGUGACGCAGAAGGAGGAGCUGGAGCGGCAGCGUGUCGAGUUGCAGCAGGAAGUAGAGAAGCUGGCCCGGGAGAACAGCAGCAUGCGGCUGGAGCUGGAUGCCCUGCGCUCCAAGUACGAGGCUCUGCAGACCUUCGCACGCACCGUGGCCCGAGGGCCUGUCACACCCACCAAGGUGGCCACCACCAGUGUCAUCACCAUCGUCAAAUCUGCCGAGCUCUCCUCCACCUCUGUGCCCUUCUCAGCCGCUUCCUAGUGCCUGCUGGGGCCGGGCAGGGCGCGGGCAGUGGCACAGCCCUCACGCCUAUCCCGGGCUCCCUGGCACAGAUUCCUCAUGGCCACUUGCCCACUGUGGACCCUGUGGGGCUGAGGGCAAGGAUAACGGGGACAGGCAGAUGCAGGAAAAAAGGGAGGCUCUCUCUCGUGAGCCAGUGCCGCCAGCAACCCCCUCACAUCUUUCCUUCCCCGGGUGUUUGUAGCUGCUGACAGGAACUGCAUGGGCCAGCAGGAUGAACAAUCAGGCCCCUGUGGCAGGGAGUGAGGACUGGUCUUCCACUUCUCCGGUGCCUGUCUGUCAGUACCAUCAGUGCCAUCCCCUGAGGGCCUCCAGCUGGGGUGGACACCAUACUAUCGCUUUCUGGGCGCUGGUCUUCUUGUCCUUAUCAAAGGGCGCUACAACCUGCUUUAACCCUUAGAGCCAGGUCAGUGUCCUGGGAAACAGUUCCCAGUAUUGUCACCUACAGGGGCUAGUACGUUGUUCCUGUGUGUACACAGGCUGCCUGUGACGGCAGGAAGCUGCUGGGCCAGGUGGCCACACAGAGCCUGUCCAGUAUGUGUGCUGAGGGUUGCAUGGAUGUCCUGGAAUGUCCCUGGGGGUCUGUUAGCUAAGGAGGCUGCCCGUCAUGGUGCAGGCCACCUGUCCACAGAGCCAGCCGACCGCGGGGCUUGGGUUCUCUGGGGCUUAGCAGAGGAGAAGCUGGAGGGGAGCCUGUGAAGCCUGAGAGAGGUUGAGGAAUAUGGGAAUGGCAGUUAAUAUGUGUCUUGUUGCUAGGAAGAAAUAGGAAGGAGGUGAAGUCCUGGCGGCCCAGGGGAUGUGGAAGAGGCCUAAGAGAUAUAGUAUGGAGGGACAAAGGGUGCAUCUGGAGGGCCUGUGGACACACCCCCUGUGGGUGUCAGCAGAGGCCCAGGGCAGACUGUAGGUGCAGAUACUCUGCAGCUUUGGUGCCCAGUUGUUACCCGCCUAUUCCUCCUUCAUAGAGUUCUGGGUCAUUGGCCAUCUUGUGCUUUCUUACUGAAGGGAUUAAGGCCUCCAGGCCCUGAGGAGUAUGGUAGACAGGGAGUGGGGGACAGGCUGAGCCAAAGCCAGGCACUUAGAAAGCACUGUUGGAACCAUAGCCUUGGUAGGUAAUCCAUAUUGGAUAUCAAUAAGGACCAUGGGAUAUUUAAAGAGAGAGAAGAUAUAUAUAUAUAUAUAUAUAUAUAAUUAUAUACACAUUUUAUCGUACAGAUUUUUCAUAACAAUUUUCUUUCCCAGUUUGAUACUGUAGAUCUUUAUUAAUGCAGAGUAGGUUGGACAGUGGGGUGGGGAACUGGCCAUGGAUGGAGGCCCAGGGUGCCAACAGCUUUCCUCAGUCUUUCUGUGGCGGCGCUGGGCAUGCUGGGUUACUGGUGAAACUUGCUCCAGCAGGUGUCACACUGGAUGAGUGGUCUCCAGGGUGGUCUCCAGUGCUAGGCACAUGGCCACUGACUGUGGGUUGCGGCCCACUCUUAGCCUGUGGUGCCCUCCUGAGCCUUGGAGGCUCCAUACUGUUGGCCUUCAGGGUGGAUGGGACUUUCAUUGCUACCUGGAGCACCCACGCAGCGUACCUGCCUGGAGGGGACUGGGAAGGGUGUGAGCAUGCCCCGUGGCUCUAUGUCACUGAAACGUCAUCGUCACAAUUUAAUAUAUGGAUGUUUUUAUUUAAGAUAAAAGUGAGUUUUCUGUCUUGUUCCCCCAACUUCUCAAAGCAAGCUUUACUUUUUCAAAAGGUGACAGGGACACAUGUUGACUACGCAGAGGCCUGGUGUCCCCAGCCACCUGCUACUUGGCAGUUUCAUUUCAAUAUUUAUUUUUUGUGCUUCCUCCCCCAUGUUAUAAAUUAUUGAGAAGAGAUCACAGACGGUUGACCCCUGUCUGUGCCCCGCCUCGUGGCCACCACCUAAUUUAUUGCUGUACAUGUCGCUGUGACUGCUUUUGUAUCUUUGCAAUAAAGAAUUUCCUGUUUGA
This is a messenger RNA of Peromyscus californicus insignis, 7148 nucleotides long. RefSeq names its product MAF bZIP transcription factor K (gene Mafk). NCBI's taxonomy places the organism in Eukaryota, Metazoa, Chordata, Mammalia, Rodentia, Cricetidae. The transcript is spliced from 3 exons. Bases 4668 to 5138 code for a protein of 156 amino acids. The record is from RefSeq and is a predicted model, not a curated record. Gene Ontology annotation, cellular component: nucleus. Gene Ontology annotation, molecular function: DNA-binding transcription factor activity, RNA polymerase II-specific; RNA polymerase II cis-regulatory region sequence-specific DNA binding. Gene Ontology annotation, biological process: regulation of transcription by RNA polymerase II.